This is a messenger RNA of Tripterygium wilfordii, 1252 nucleotides long. Its product is annotated as deSI-like protein At4g17486. NCBI's taxonomy places the organism in Eukaryota, Viridiplantae, Streptophyta, Magnoliopsida, Celastrales, Celastraceae. The coding region runs from base 283 to 975 and encodes 230 amino acids. Gene Ontology annotation, molecular function: deubiquitinase activity. Gene Ontology annotation, biological process: protein deubiquitination. The transcript is spliced from 3 exons. The record is from RefSeq and is a predicted model, not a curated record.
GCAUCUCGAAACCCAUUAAAAAGCGAAAACUGGAGAUCAAAAAAAUACAGAGAGCACGGCGGACGUAUUCGGCCGCCGGAAGAACCGAAGUAAUUCCCCACACCAGCAAAGAGGGACAUGUCAAAUGUCUUUUCCCCAAAAUUGCCCCUCUAACUCCUAGGAAUUUCCUCGGGCCACUUGAGUUUCGCUUUCCAGUGAAGGAACUUGUAACCUUUUCAUGUGAGAAUAUCACUUUUUUCCCGUGUAGAUUUGGAAAGCUGAAGGCUGAAGGGCGUUCCAAAGAUGUUGUGCAGAAUGUCGUUGGUUUCCCAGAAGAAGAAAGCCGGGUCCGUUCCGGUUUACUUGAAUGUCUACGAUUUGACACCCAUGAAUGGCUAUGCUUACUGGCUUGGCCUCGGGAUCUACCAUUCUGGAGUUCAAGUUCAUGGUGUUGAGUAUGGUUUUGGAGCACACGAUCAUUCAACAACUGGGAUUUUCGAAGUGGAACCAAAGCAGUGCCCUGGUUUUACAUUUAGGAAAUCAAUUUUGAUUGGAAGAACUGAUCUGGGUCCUAAGGAAGUUCGAGCAUUUAUGGAGAAAUUAGCUGAAGAUUACUGUGGGAACACUUAUCAUCUUAUCACAAAGAACUGCAACCACUUCUGUAAUGAUGUGUGUAUCAGAUUGACAGGGAAGCCUAUUCCUCGAUGGGUGAAUCGUCUAGCUCGAUUAGGCCUUUUCUGUAACUGUGUUCUUCCAGCGGGAUUAAAUGAGACGAAGAUUCGACAGGUUAAAUCAGAAGUUGGGGUCAACGAGGAAAAGAAGAAACUGAGAAGCAAUUCAAGUAAAUUCACAUCUUCUUCUAAUCAUGUGCCUCCUUCCGCAUCAUCCUGUCCUACAAGUUCUGCAAUCAGACACAGCAGACAAAAACGUUGCCUUCCCACUCCUUCAUCUUUGAUUCACAGUAAUUCCACAACGGCCUUGAGCUUAAAGCUUUAGAGGUUUAGUUAUUUGGGUUUUGAAACUUUAGGGUAUUAAGGGUACCAAGAAUCAGCAGUAUUCGGCGGGGUAAGCGUGCAAAUUUCUUGUCUACCCCGUCUAGUUUAUUUGGUUCUGCUCUCGCUUUUGUUUGUUGUCAAAAUAGCUGCUUUGGAAAUUGUCGCGGUUAGUGUUUUAUGUAAAAUGCUCUGUUCAUGGUUCAUAAGAUCAAUGUGUUAAUAGUUCUUCAUCUCUUGGGUGUACACCAUAAUUAUAUUAUGAAAGCUUUAUCCUGCCA